UCCAUGGUGAAACGAUGUCGUAUGAUGCUGGUUAUCAGUUUUUGCCGAUCUGGUUAUACCGUUUGAAUUCUUGUUGACCAACCAAAACAACAAAUAUGGAAAAAUAAUAAGGCAUUAUAAUUUGAUAUUCUCCGGAAAAGAGAUUGAGAUCAAAGAUUCAACAUCCGUAUUUCUCUCUCCAUCAAUUUUGCUCGAAUGUGGAGUUUCCCAAAUACAAUCCCAAAUCUUCGUCUUCGGAAGGUCUCUACUGAGCCGAAACUGUGUUGCUCUGAUUUGUCGGAUGAAGAUACUGGAUCAACUUCCAGCACAGAGGAAGGUCUAGAAUGCCCGAUUUGCUGGGAAUCUUUCAAUAUUGUUGAGAAUGUGCCUUAUGUCUUAUGGUGUGGCCACACACUCUGCCAGAAUUGUGUUCUUGGACUUCAAUGGGCUAUUCUAAAGUUGCCUGCCCAGAAGAUUAAGCUUCCAUUUUUUGUUUCCUGUCCAUGGUGCAACUUGUUAUCUUUUAGAUGGGUGUAUAGAGGAAAUCUUAAGUUUCCUCGGAAAAACUAUUUUAUCCUUUGGAUGGUAGAGAGUUUGAAUGGAGAGCGAGCUAAGUCUUCUUGUUCAGUACGUGAUGAUAAUCGUCUAACUUUUUCACCAAGAGUAAGUUCUCUUAUUGGUUGUCCAGCCAACAAUCACAGUCCUAGGAGGGCUCAAUAUACUCAAUCUCGAGGAUUGUUGGGAAGCAACCUUGAUGAUGGCCGUGUUACUGGUAAUAUUAAUGUGGAAAGGCCUCAGUUCUCACUUCACAAAUCCCUUGAUUACUUCAUUCAUGUUGCUUCUAAGUUCCCGCUGGUUAUUCUUUUCUUGGUGAUCAUAUUCUGUGUAAUACCAGGAAGUGUGGCUAUUCUGGUCCUGUAUUUGCUAGUCAGUGUUUUAUUAGCUCUGCCAUCUAUUUUGGUUCUGUACUUUGCUUACCCUACUUUGGAUUGGUUAUUGAGAGAAAUCGCCAGCUAAGGGUUUGUUUGAUUCCAGCAGUUUGUCCAAUGAAUUGGUGUGAUUAUUUGGAGUCAUAAAGGCUCAUAUUGAAUCGUGCUUCCCAUAUCUGGGUCUUUUAUGGUUAUUUGUGUUGUGAUAAGUACUACUCUGUAUUUCCUAUGUCUAAAUUACAAUUCUAUGGAUUUCGAUUCA
Molecule: messenger RNA, 1170 nt
Organism: Spinacia oleracea (spinach)
Lineage: Eukaryota; Viridiplantae; Streptophyta; Magnoliopsida; Caryophyllales; Amaranthaceae
Exons: 2
Coding region: 196-996 (266 amino acids)
Source: RefSeq, a predicted model, not a curated record